This is a messenger RNA of Ectocarpus siliculosus, 1519 nucleotides long. The record is from the annotation of a GenBank genome assembly. Lineage: Eukaryota; Phaeophyceae; Ectocarpales; Ectocarpaceae.
AUGUCCACUACAACGCGGCUGUGGCUGCGGAACGAGGUCUUCGACGGGGUGCUGCCGCUGAGGGCGACGGGAGUUCCACUCUCGCCGGCGAGGAAUCUCGGGCCGGGGACGGCGGCCGGACCGUCCCCGCUUUUCGUGCUGCUGAAGGCGGUGCGCGAGGUUAACCCGGACACUGUCAGGUACACCACGUGGAUCACCGAGGGAUGGCGAGUCCUGCAGUGGUCGGAACCGUCGGCAAAGCUCUUCUGGGAGAUGCUCUGCAUGUACCAAUGCCAUAGCCCCAGGUUGGGGUCUACGGAGAAAAUGUCCAGCGGGGUGGGCAAGGAAGACAAGGUUCAGUCGGUACAGCUCAGCGUGUCACAGCUGGGGCUCUUCCUGUUCCUUCACCUGCACACGGACUCGACCAACCACAGGCUGGCUUCCCAACGAGCACACCAGGCGGACAGCGUUUGGCCCUCGGAGGAGGCAGCGGCCGCACUAGGGGGCAGCCCCAGAAGGGCUGGAGGACCUGCCAUUUCUCCGGGAAGGGUCGCGCACGGCAGAGGGGCCACCUCUCCCAACUCUCUGGCGGCACCCUCUUCCCCACGGGGCUUCGGCACCGGAACGUCGGCGGCGGCAGCUGCCGCAGCGGGGAUUCACAUGUUCCCGUCGACGUCGCCCGUGUCGCCGACAAGGGCGAGGUCGAUGCGGCUACACACGAGGACCUCAGACGAAGCCCACCGCCUGGGAUUCGUGAAGCGGCACCUGCACGAGCUGCUGAGGCUGGCCAGCAGCCACCCGGCCGCCCUGCUCGCCACCCCUGCCUCUCUCGCUUCCCUCGCAGCGGCGUCGUCGACAUCGUCCAAGACGCUGCAGCAACAGACGCAGGCUGUGGCGGAAGCCGGCGCGGCGGCUCUGACAAGGGAGAGCAAGCCGACAUCCGGGGGCACCGCGAGUGCGGGGGGAUCGGGGUCGGAGGAGGAGGACGAGCCGGACUUGUCACGGGACGAGUUCGAGUCGCUCGGGUUCUUGCUGACCGGUGGAGCGAGUCUUGAGGCGGAGAGGGCUCCGGGCGUGAGCCUUGCCGACCUGUGCCCGCUGUGGGGUGACCAGGGCGGCUUUUCGGUGCUCCCCUCUCCUUUCGUGCCCCGCGCAGACACUCCCUCCACAGCCGCCCUACGCUCACAUGCAUAAUAGCUUCUUCGUGUUCCGUUGGGGUGUAUACACGAUGGCACGCUGUUCUUUCCAACAGGACAAUAAAGAGCAGCGUAGUGCUUUCUCAAUACAUGCGUGAUCCAAUACCGUAAGGUUGCGAGUCAGCGCACAGGGGUGCGAACGAUUUUUAAAGCGCGAUUUCUCCACAACCAGCAGGUUACCACAGUCCAAAAUCAUGUUAGGUACAUAUAUGGGGGUGUUUAAUUCAAUUAAUUGUUUUUGGGUUUGGCAUAUAUGGGUGUACUCAUAGUCGUGCAUGCCGUAGUCGUUUGACCAUUGACCUCGCAUCCCUACAAAGCCGGGACGGAGCACGCCGGGUUCUCAC